UAACGUUCUGUAAGCCUGAAACGCCUCAUGAGCUCAGCAUGUUGUGUCUCGUGAGGGAGUAGUGUACUCGCCUACGGCAGAUUACCGCCCGCUGGACGGACGGCUCCCCUAGGCGCCCAACCACGGAGCAGACAAGGGGAAAAAAAUAUGAACUAAAAAAGUUUAUCCGAGAUUCGACUCUUCCGGUCCUGUGACUUAUCAGGUGGUUGCUGGGUAGGAGGAGAGGAGUGAGGCACUGCGCUUUCUAUUCCCUUACCACCCACCCGACGGGCCGCUGACUAUAUCGCAUAAGGUUCUAAACUGAAAAAGAGGAAGUAGCGGAACUUGAAAGUUUGUGAAACAUUUCCCUUUCAACUGUCACCGGAAUUGUUGUGUGCCAUGGCCGGGGGUUCAGUUACGGAAUGUAAAGAGUAUUUAUUUAAAGUGUUGGUCAUAGGCGAACUGGGGGUGGGGAAGACCAGCAUCAUCAAGCGGUACGUUCACCAACUUUUCUCCCAACACUACCGGGCAACCAUCGGCGUGGAUUUCGCACUAAAAGUAAUUAAUUGGGACAGUAAAACGCUGGUCAGACUGCAGCUAUGGGACAUAGCAGGACAGGAGCGCUUUGGCAACAUGACGCGGGUCUACUACAAGGAGGCGGUCGGCGCGUUCGUGGUGUUUGAUGUGACCCGUGGCUCCACCUUCGAGGCGGUGGCCAAGUGGAAGCACGACCUGGACAGCAAGGUGAAGCUGGCCAACGGCGGCCCCAUCCCUUCCGUGCUGCUGGCCAACAAGUGUGACCAGAAGAAAGACUCGUCCAACAACGCCAACCUCAUGGAUAACUUCUGCAAGGAGACCGGCUUCCUGGGCUGGUUCGAGACCUCGGCCAAGGAGAACAUCAACGUGGACGAGGCGGCUCGGUGUCUGGUGGAGCACAUCCUGCAGAACGACAAGGGCCUUCCGUACGAGGAGAGCAACGGUGACCGCAUUCGCCUGGACCAGGACACUGCCACCGCAGAGAGCAAAUCGGGCUGUUGCUAGCGUCGCAGGCUCAGCGUUACACUACGCUAUGCGACAUGAAGUGUCAUAGCGGGCACCGCCAUCUUUCGCCCCUUUAUGACCCCCCUUCCCCCAUGACCUUUGAUCUUUGGACUCCCGAGCAUGCUCAGAACGGACGGGAUCUACGCCGCCGCUAGUCCUGCCCAGACAGGGGGACCUAUCUCAGAGGCAUCUGACUCCGUUAUCACACUACCCACAAUGCUUCUCUUCAGCAUGCUGUGUCUUGCGUGUGCCCCGUUUUGUCCAUCCUCCUCUCUCCUCAUCUGUUCUCUAUCUCUUUCUCCCACGGAUAUAUAACCACUUUUAACGGUGUGUGUGCUCCUCUGUGUUUGUCUGUCUUUGUGUGUGUGUGUGUGUGUGUGUGUGUGUGUGUGUGUGUGUGUGUGUAUGAGAGUGUGAGUGUGACUGUUUGUAUGCCCAUUUGAGUGAGAGAGAAAGACUCAUAGGGAGAGAGAGAGAGUCUAUGUGUUUGUCUGAGCACAAACACACACACACACACACACACACACACACACACACACACACGUCACACGCACAGACAAUCUCCCUAACCACAGCAAGUCGACAGCAGUUUUUUUUUCGUUGUUGUUGCUGAAGGGGAAACUGCCCACUAUCACACUGAAUGCUGGGUAUUGUAGUAUGUGUAAUCCCACAGUAGAUAAGUAUUCGGUACAAGGCCUCUGCUCGGCUCAUUUAGCAGUACAGUGCACAUCUCUCACACAAACACAUGGGCACAACUAGACCAGACAGAUUUAAACUGGAUUAAGUUAUAGGAAAUAUAGGAAAUAUAGGAAAUAGGCGUGCGUGUGUGAGUGUGUGUGCAUGUGUGUGUAUGUGAGUGCGUGUGUUUGUGUGUGUGUGUGUGUGUGUGUGUGUGUGUGUCAAUGUGAGUAUGUAAAGCCUUUGGCUGACAUACACAUUUGUUUGAAGAGAGUGCAACCAUGAACUGGUCUGUUUAUAUCUAACUACACAUGAACGACCAUAUACAGACACCUUUGGUACUAGUGAGUCUUAAUCUAUGGUAUUUAAUGUUUUAACAUUGUGUGCGGUGAGGGAACGCCCCCUCGCCACACUGCCCUUUUGUUCAGCAAUGAAUCAAGUGUCUUUUUUUUUUACAAAAUGGAGGACUGUCAGUAAUGGUCCAGUUUACAUGAAAAAAAAAACACCUUUCAAGGAUCAAAAGAAUAAAGCUUUUAUUGAAUAACUUU
Messenger RNA from Sardina pilchardus (European sardine), 2246 nucleotides. It is a transcript of the gene rab32a, whose product is annotated as RAB32a, member RAS oncogene family. Lineage: Eukaryota; Metazoa; Chordata; Actinopteri; Clupeiformes; Clupeidae. Gene Ontology annotation, biological process: phagosome-lysosome fusion; endosome to lysosome transport. Gene Ontology annotation, molecular function: GTPase activity; GTP binding. The coding region runs from base 379 to 1020 and encodes 213 amino acids. The transcript has 3 exons. Gene Ontology annotation, cellular component: trans-Golgi network; lysosome; phagocytic vesicle. The record is from RefSeq and is a predicted model, not a curated record.